Messenger RNA from Hypoxylon trugodes, 1368 nucleotides. RefSeq lists its product as uncharacterized. The transcript is spliced from 3 exons. The record is from RefSeq and is a predicted model, not a curated record. Lineage: Eukaryota; Fungi; Ascomycota; Sordariomycetes; Xylariales; Hypoxylaceae. Bases 113 to 1072 code for a protein of 319 amino acids.
AUCAGCAUGGCGCAAAACUUCGCGAUAAUUCAUCUUGACCAAAAGGCUAUAUCAGUAUUGCCAAAAGAACUUUACAUUGCCUGUCUUCCUGUUGGAGAUUAGUUACAUCAAAAUGUUACUCGGAUUACUCUUUUCGCUACUGGCGGCCGCCGUUGUUGCCGACGAUCCGCCAUCAACUGGAAGUCCCAACACACUACCGGUGAUCUUACCACCAUUUGACUACGGUGGCGCAAUCGAAAAGGGGCUUAUGGAACAUCUUCCGCAAACCCCGGUCCAGGUAGAAAUUAUAGCAGGCCAGAUACCCCAAGACUGCAAGGAUCGAGCCCAACAGCAGAAUAUAUCUAUUUCUGAUAUCGAGGUCUUUGCGGCGUCCUACAACGAUUGUGAUCAUCCUUGGACCAUGUGCCGUGUCAAGUCGGCAAAGACCAACGCAACUACUAUGGCAUCUAUGUUCGGCAAGAUGCCGUUGGGUAUGCGCGAGUACAUCAGACAUGUGAUGGUAGUCGAACCGGAAUCUAUUCCCGGUGCUGCCGCUGUAUCAUCUGGGGACACUAUUUUAUUUUCUGAUACCUCCUACCGGCUUUAUAUCUUCGCGCAUGAGAUGUCUCAUUCUCUAGACUCCCACGUCCCUGUCCCGGGCGUUACGCUCGAGGGACAUGGCGGUCUAAGUAUCAGUCAGAGGUGGGCCGAUCAGUUUAGGAUGGAUACAGCGACUGUCAGCGACUAUGCUCGUAGUGCAUGGCAGGAGAACCUAGCUGAGAAUGGCCCCAUUGCACUCUAUAAUAUCGUGGUGCCUGGUGGUAUAUUUAGCCUCGAGAGCAAUGCUACUCAAGUAUUCCAUCAAUUCGCUACCUAUACGACAUACUACCGUGAUAUUAUCACCCCGGGCGGCAAGAAGAAUUGCACUGGCCGGCUGCCGGAUUCCCCGCUGGUUAAAUCGGGGCUUGGGUCGCCAGGUUUCAUACGACCAGAGGGUGAGGACGUGUUCAAGGCAAACAUCACGAGGAUCCCGCCUGGACUUUUCCACAACGAUACGUUCAUCUUUCCUCUCGAUCAUACUCAUAGCCACUAACCCGGCGCUUGAAACGGUCGGAUUAGACAUAGGUUAUGAUGGCAGGGAGUUCCAGGCACAGGGGGGUUAAAGUCACUAGAAAGUAUGUGACACUUGAAGAUGCCCAGGGUUUAACAAUUUGGUAUUUGAUGGAUUCAUCUUGAGAUGGUACCUACAGAUGAUACUACCCCAAUGAGCGCUAUUUUGGUGAUAAGAAAAUGAUACCAACACAAGCGGAUUAGGUUGUCUUCAGAUUUAUAUAACUUAGAUACCACCUAGGUAAAAUUCAGAAGUCAAUAGAAUGGUACUUUUCUCAA